GUCGCCUAACAACUCUUCCCUUUUCCCUGUCAACCAUCCCCCUCCGAUCGUCCCUGUCAAGCAAUAUCUGCCCGCAUUAGAUCACCUUGCUCGGAUCGGUCGUAUCAAUUGGCUGUCGGUUUAUUCGUUUCGACCCUUUACUGUCGUGAACCUUCGUCGCGCCCCGUGAGGUGGGGGCGAACUCCCCAGGCCACUGUCCUCCCAUAUGCCCGCCGGCAAAGGAUUCAUCUCCGGUUGCUGCAUCAGACGAUGAACAUGCGUCCAGAACACUCUAGUGGCCCGUUGUAUAGACGAUCAUGAGCAACGACACGCGCCAAGCCUCUGGAGGCAAAGGUAAACGGCGAUUGAUCGAUGCCGACGAAGAUGGCAGGCCGAACUCAACCGCCGAGGAUUAUGCCUCCAACCCCAAACGACAGCGUGUCUCCCGAGCCUGCGACAGUUGCCGAUCGAAAAAGGACAAAUGCGACGGCGUACAACCGGUGUGCUCAACCUGCGCAUCGUUAUGCAGGCCCUGCACGUACAAAGCCAAUCCCAAGAAACGAGGACUACCGACCGGAUACAUUCGCACCCUCGAACUACUAUGGGGUCUCGUCUUUUGCAAGAUACAGGGCAGUGAAGAGGUGGUUCGCGCCCUCUUGAGGGCGGCAAACAUCCCCAGCCACUUGGCGACGAUGGGCAAGGAAGCGGAAGGAUCCGAUACGCUGCUGUCGUCAUGGAAGAACAGUAUUGUGUUGAAGGAAAUUGAGAAAUUGCUGGUUUCUCUGGAACAACCCGAGGAUGAGCAAGACAAAGGAACCCGACCGGGGGAGAAUGAUUCCCCUGCGGAUGCCGAGGGAAGCAGCGUGGAUGUUCUCGAGUGGCAGAUCCCAGAAGGACUUGUAAUAGACCGAGAGAAUUCUGGCUUAUCGCCUAUUAAAACACCGUCAGCCGCUUCAGCGGCCAUGAGAACCCAAACAGCUCGCAUGACCCGAGAUUCCACAACCCAAACGUCCUCGCCUGGCGUUGAGGAAAUCCCCAAUAUUUCCUUGAGUCGGCCAUUACCACCACAUUUACUUGACUACCGUUCCGGUAGAGAAUCUCUACCAAACCCUACUCCUCAACUCCCAUCUAAUGCGUGGCCGCUCCUUGAUAUUUACUUUUCCUACACGCAAUGCUGGUUUCCCAUACUUGAGAAACACGACAUACUUCGAACGGCCUUCCGUCAUUCCGAGAACGAAGCUGCCGGGUCAGGAGACCACGCAGCUUUGUGGGCAGUUCUCACUCUCGCGUCAAUCCAGGAAGCUUCUAUUUCCACCACGCGUCAACUGCCGCAGCCGACCAGCGAACGUCCCGAUCCCAACUUAUUCUAUGUUACCGCGAAGAGCUUUAUUCCCGGGGAAAACGGGGUGCAUGAGAUUGGACACGCCCAGGCGUUGCUCAUACUGUCUCUUGUCAAGCUUGGUCAACAGGACUGGACCGCGGCCUGGAUUCUAGUGGGCCAGGCUGUACGUAUUUCUCAAUGUUUAGGAUUAGAUCGCUCGCCCGGAGCUCGUUCCAAACACGUGUUUCUGGGUUGUUUCGUUUUGGAAACCCUAGUUGCCACGCAGACUGGUCAAGUGCCAUCGCUGCGCAAGAGCGAUUUGACCAAAGUUGGCCCUAUCAACGAAGAUGGGCUGGAGGAAUGGCAUCCGUGGGAGGAUCAGACUGGUCUACGCCCGGUGGAGACAUCUCGGGGCUCCUUCCAUCGAGGGCCUCUUCACGCGUUGAGCACAUUCAACCGGCUUGUCUCCUUAAUGUGCAUUCUCAACGACACGUGUUGCUUGACCACAACCGAUCCGGUUCCACAUCUCGAAGCCUCGGAGCGCCAGCUGCAGCUCUGGGUCUCGGCUUUGCCAAAAAGCUACCGAGUCGUUCUACAAGCCGAGCGGCCGGCUUCGCCACAUAUCUUUGGGCUUGAGAUGAUGUAUGAAGGUGUUGUCUCGCAUCUGAGUCUUCACCUCGCCCUCCAUGGAGCUGGCAACGUCCAAACCUCAUAUAUAAAACGUGCCACUCAGAGCUCUCAGCGGUUACUUAUGCUGUUGCAGGCGUACAUGGAGAGUUACAGCCUUUCGGCAACAUGCCCCACCUUUGGGAUGCUGUUGACUUCUGGCAUUCUUCAGAGCGACAAAGGCCAGGUACCUUCCACUUUCGAUCUUGAGCCUGGUCUCAAACACAAGCUACACUCCUUUGCGUCUCACCUCGCAACUGUAUGGGCCAUGGGUAGGCUAGAGAUUGAUUCUCGACCCACAGCGCGAUCCCCCUCUACCAACGUGCCAAUAAUGGCUGCAUCACACCCUCAAGGCGCUUUGCCCGUCAUAGACCCAACGACACAAACCACUUCCCCUCAGCCUCCUUUGUCGACCACUGCAAGCACCGCUCGCCGGGCGAGUCUAAUAGACGACACGCGUGUUCCUAUACCAGGAUCAGAGCCCUUCCUCGCCAAUCAAUGGAUGAGAACGCCAUCAAAUGUGGAGGACAGCGCCGCUCUAUCUUUGCCUACGCCAGCCCCUUCACUGAGCAUAAACCGAUCGGCAGAAACGUCUCACCCCGCGCCUCCUUUCAAAGACACCGAUCCUCAUAGACAUCGCGCCUCUACCUCAUCAUCCACAAGACCAACACUCAAUGGCACAAGUAUGAUGUCCGAAUUGACCUCCCCUUUCCCUCCCGCCGCGCCUCAGUAUCCUCCAACCUAUGGCGAACCCAAUCUCAACAUGGGCUCUUUUGUUGAUGUUGACGGAUACGGGCCUCUCCGGCGACCGCGAAUUGCUCCUGAUCUCGACGCCUUGUUCGACGAGCUAGCGUCGCUGGAUGGUACUGAGAAGACCGACAAUCUCCCAGAGUUCAUGCAAAACCUUGGGUUCGUCCCCGAUGCCGGAGUCCCAGAGCUCUAUUCGUAUUCCAAUCAGGUGGAGCCAUUUCUUCUCGCCCAGAACCAGCCACAAAUGCCAGGGUCUGAGACCACGGGGCACUUGCGGCGGGAAUCGCAGUCCAUAAAUGAGGUCCAAUCGAAUCCAAAGAGAUGACCUCGAACAAACAGGCGCGUUUAAUUCAACCUAAGGACCAUACUUGUCUUUAUUCCCUCAUAGGGGCGACAGAGGAAUCAAACUCCUCACAAUCAACCAGGCUUCCAUAAAUAACCAGCCUGACACGACUUUCUUCUGUUGUACAUAUUGUCACGUAUAUAAUUUCAGAUAUGUCAGACUACAUGACCAGG
Molecule: messenger RNA, 3232 nt
Organism: Aspergillus steynii IBT 23096
Lineage: Eukaryota; Fungi; Ascomycota; Eurotiomycetes; Eurotiales; Aspergillaceae
Product: putative C6 transcription factor QutA
Exons: 2
Coding region: 297-3041 (914 amino acids)
Biological process (GO): DNA-templated transcription; positive regulation of transcription by RNA polymerase II
Molecular function (GO): zinc ion binding; DNA binding; DNA-binding transcription factor activity, RNA polymerase II-specific
Source: RefSeq, a predicted model, not a curated record